Messenger RNA from Schistosoma spindalis, 1772 nucleotides. The record is from the annotation of a GenBank genome assembly. Lineage: Eukaryota; Metazoa; Platyhelminthes; Trematoda; Strigeidida; Schistosomatidae.
CCGAAGAGCCCCUUUCAGUUCAAAGUUGACGCGGGUAAAGCGUCUUUGACUUUCAGAUGUCUGGUCAGAGUGAUCUCGAUCGUCAAAUUGAACAAUUAAGGGCAUGUAAACUUAUUACGGAAGACGAAGUAAAAGCGCUGUGUGCAAAAGCAAGAGAGAUCCUUAUUGAAGAAAGCAAUGUGCAAUGUGUAGAUUCUCCGGUAACAGUAUGUGGUGAUAUUCAUGGACAGUUCUACGACCUAAUCGAAUUGUUCAAGGUUGGUGGAGAUGUACCGGACACCAACUAUCUCUUUCUCGGUGAUUUUGUUGACCGUGGAUAUCACAGCGUCGAAACAUUCCUUCUUCUCCUCGCGCUGAAGGUCAGGUAUCCAGACAGAAUCACACUCAUACGAGGCAACCACGAAAGUCGGCAGAUAACAAUGGUUUACGGAUUUUAUGAAGAAUGCUUGAGAAAGUACGGCUCAGCGAUGGUCUGGCGACAAUGCACUGAGAUAUUCGAUUAUCUAUGCCUUUCUGCCAUUAUCGACGGAAGGAUAUUUUGUGUUCAUGGAGGCCUAUCACCUACAAUUACAACAUUGGAUCAAAUCCGUACUAUUGAUCGUAAACAAGAAGUUCCACAUGAUGGUCCAAUGUGUGAUCUUUUAUGGUCAGAUCCAGAAGAGACUGCUGGUUGGGGAGUAAGCCCUAGAGGUGCCGGCUAUUUAUUUGGUUCUGAUGUUGUAGCUAAUUUUAAUCAAUUGAAUCGGAUCGAUUUUAUUUGUCGUGCACAUCAAUUAGUUAUGGAAGGUUAUCGUUGGCAUUUUCAUGAAAGUGUUCUUACUGUAUGGUCUGCUCCAAAUUAUUGUUAUCGUUGUGGUAAUGUUGCUGCUAUUCUACGUUUAAAUGAACGAUUAGAUAAAGAAUUUUCUAUAUUUGAAGCUGCACCACAGGAUGUUCGAAGUAUACCAGCUCGACGACCAAUACCAGACUAUUUCCUUUAAAGUAUAUAAAACAAAAAAACAUCUUAUUCACAAAAUAAUAAUAAUGACUGUUAUUAUUUCCCUUGUUUAUAAACCCUUUUUCAUCCCCCUCUGUCAACUUUUUUUUUUGUAAUUUUACUUCUAUUUAUCAAUGUGUUUUUAUAUAAAAUGUUUUCUUCCCCUCCCCUCCUCUCCCUAUCACCUUCCGUUCCCUUCCCACUCCACCCUUAAUACUACUCAACUAUUCCAAGAUUUAUGCAUUGUUUACAAAUUUUUUUUUGUUUUUUGAUACCCAAAGUAAAAACAAAUUGUAUUCUAUCAACAACAACAACAACAAAAAUUUUUUUUAAAUUAAGUGUGUGGAGGGAGUUUGUAUUUGUGUAUAAAAUAUCCAUUUGGAAUAAAGAAUAAGUUUUCUUUCAAGAAAAAAUAACGUAUAUAUAUAUAUAUAUAUACUAUUAUUGUUCAUUCGAUGUAAAUUAUACUGAAUAUGCAAAGUAUAAAUAAAAAAAAAGAAAUCAAUGUCUCAGGGAAUCAUCAUCUAUCUGUCUUUUUCUUCUUCUUGUUGUUGUUGUUGUCGUCAUGGUUUCAUGUUACCAUUGUGCAUUUCUUAAUUCAGCAACUAAUUUAAUAAAAUCACGAUGACUUGCAUAAAGUUGUAAAUCAGAACUAAUAUCUGUCCAACGUACAGCAUCUGCAUCAUCACCUAUUUGAUUAUGAUGUUGGAUAGUUAUUGUGGUGGUGGGGAGGAGAAUUGGUAAAUUUGUUUGUUUAUUAAUAAGUAGUAAUAAAAGUAAGUUGAAGGAAGGGGGG